CUCGAAACCAUGCGCUAAACGCACGUGUGUGGUGAAACACGGAUGACAAAAAUGCAUGCAUCGUAAAUGAAUAUUGUGUUGUUCGCGAAUGUGCAAGCGAUAUGGCUGACAGAUUUAAAGACACAAGUGGCUGCGUUCUUUCAAAUUAUGACUUGACAUGUGCGGUCUCUAUUCUGUGUGAGCGCAUCGGCAAACCGUGUCGGGGGCUGAAUCAAUGGCUUUGUAGAGAGGACUGGAGCCCGUCAUCUCGUGCAGCACUGCUGGAUCGUCUGGCAUCACUGCUGCACCAGCGCAGCUGUACAGACUUGGUUGCUCAGUUGUGUCUGCCUUUGUUGACUGAGCUUCUGGCACGUUCCAUUCUGCGUUCAUAUGACAAAGAACAGUUUUGUGUGGCCCUUGGGCGCCUCAUUUCGAGGUACCCAACUGCUGCGCUGUUUGUGGAUGCGUACCUUGAACAACAAUGCAACUUGCCAAGGCUACUGAGGGAGAGUGAGCUCGAGGUGGAAGGUGGUGCUCCGCCUGCCAAGAGGCCUCGCACUACCUCUGUGCCACUGAAUGUGGUGCGUUGUAUCUGGCAAUUGCUGUGCCAGCAGCCCAGCCACCUUGCUCGACGCUGGGACUGGACACCUUUGCUGCCUUUCCUCAAGCACUCAUCAACACUUGUUCGCUGGUAUGCAGCACACUGCAUGGCUCUAUUGUUAUGCCUUGGCGAGUCGGAACAGCGGGCACUUCUUCAGCAACUGUUGCCAGAUGCGGAAGUGCUGCAGACAGACUUAAGGUUAUCCACAGAGAUUGCUCUUGGAGCCCUUCGCCCACCAUCAUGGCCCCCAACAUCUGACAGACCGGGAUGGCCACUGACCAGUUCAGAUUUGAGUCCAGGUGUGAUCUGUGUCUCAGGUCUUCUACUGCAGCAGAGGGCGAUUCCAGAGAAGGCUACUGCUCAAGUUUUCCAUCAUGACUGGUUGGCGCCAUCAGCUGGGCAGGCUCUUCGGUGCCUGGCAGAAUGUGUGGCUCGGGGCCAACCCUGCCUGGUACGGGGUCCCGUAGGUGCAGGCAAGACAAGCCUGGUGCGCUUACUGGCAUCCAAGCUGUGCCAGUCCCUGGUGACCGUGCAGCUGGGUGACCAAGCAGAUGUGCACACCCUAGUGGGUGGUUACGUCUGCUCUGAAGUGGCUGGCCAGUUUGUUUGGAGGGAGGGACCUCUCGCCCGAGCUAUGCACCAGGGCAGCUGGCUGCUGUUGGAGGACCUGGAGAGAGCCUCCCCUGAUGUGUCAAGCCUUUUGCUGGCAGUGCUGCAAUCGGGCACAGUGCCAGGUCUGCCAACGAGGGCAGCUGGCUUCCAGUUGGUGGCCACACACCGCGGAUCAGUCCAUCCAGUCACUCUGGCCACCGAGGCUUUGUGGUCCAUUGUUCAUCUGCAGCAUCCCUCCCGCCAGGAACUUCAUAACAUGAUUGUCCAUUACUGGCCUCAGCUGGAGCCAAUGGCAGGACGCCUUCUUGAUCUCUUUCACUUUCUUCGUGAACCUGGCUCACCAGUGCGGCGAACCAUCUCUCAGAGGGACCUGCUGAAGCUCUGUCAGCGCCUUGUGUUGCGUGGCUUCUCUUUGGAGGGAACACAGGCUGCUGAGAACACAUUCCAGGAUACGAUGGACUGCCUCUGCCAGAGCAUCCGGGAUCCCACCAAGAGGCAGGCUCUGGCUCAGCAGUGUGGAGCACUCCUUGGGCUGACCAAGUCACAGGCACUUUUUCUUUGCACGAUGAUCAAGCCAGAUGUCAAAGAGACUGCAUCAUCAGUGACUGUGGGUCGUGUUGUGUUGCAACGGCGAAAAUCUCAAGCUAGAGAAUCAUUGUCAACAGCUACAAAACGAAGCACAUUUGCUGGGACACGGCAUGCCUUGGUGUUGAUGGAGCAGUUGGCAGCUGCAGUAGCCAGCGAGGAACCAGUGUUGCUUGUUGGCGAGACAGGUGUCGGAAAGACGGCAGCUGUUCAGCACCUAGCCGAGCUCACAGGUCAUCCUUUAGUGGUGCUCAACAUGAGUCAGCAGAGUGACAGCAGUGACCUGCUCGGUGGCUUCAAGCCUGUUGACAUCAAGCUUCUGUUGUCCCCAGUUCGGGAGGCAUUCGAGGCACUCUUUAGCAGCACGUUCUCACAGUCUCAAAAUGCAAAAUUCCUCAGUCACAUCACUACUUGCUUUGCUGGGCGUCGAUGGCGUGACUUGUUUGAUCUGAUGUCUCACAGCCAAAAGUCUGCCGUGUCAAGGCUUUCAAAGCCGGGCUCUGACAAGGAUCAGUUGGAGCGCUGGCGUGCAUUUGGGGAGCAGUUGCGGAAAGCCGAGACUCAAGCACGCCAGGCCGAGAACAAGUUGACAUUUGCUUUUGUUGAGGGUGCCCUUGUACGAGCUCUUAAGGAGGGUUCUUGGGUUCUCUUGGAUGAAGUCAACCUGGCCGAAGGAGAAGCCCUGGAGAGCUUGGCUCCUGUCUUGGAUGGUAGCUCACCAGUGCUAUUUGAGCGAGGGGACCAAGAGCCUUUGAAGAGACACCCCGAAUUUAGGCUGUUUGCAUGCAUGAACCCUGCCACAGAUGUGGGUAAAAAGGACUUGCCUGCAGGCAUUCGGAGCCGCUUCACGGAGGUGUACCUGGAGGAGCCUCUGGAGGAGGGUGAUCUGGAGCUGGUGGCAGCUGCCUAUCUGGGUGGCAGUGGGUCACCACCACUGCGAGCUUGUGUGUCCCUCUACCUGAGCCUGAGGAAAGCUGCUCAGGAGGGCCUGACCGAUGGCACGGGCAGCCGACCCCACUACAGCCUUCGCACACUAUGCCGCGCUCUGCGCCACGCUGCCUCCGACCCAUGCAACAGUUGGCCACACUCACUCUACCAGGGCUUCUGCCUGAGCUUUCUGACAUCCCUGGACCGCAGCUCUCAUGCUGCAGUGGAGCGCAUGAUUCGCAAGACUCUACUUGGCUCCAAGGUGCCUCGGACCCCUCUAGCGCCCUGUGGCAUAAAAGCAGUGGAGCUUGAGGGCUACUGGGUGCCCACUGGUCCGCUGGAACUUCAAGAUUCCCCUGGCUAUGUGCUGACAUCCACCGUACGAAACAACCUGCGUGACUUGGCCAGGGCAGCAGCCUGUGGCCGUCAUCCUGUGCUCCUGCAGGGUGAGACUUCUGCAGGGAAGACCAGUCUUGUGCGCUGGCUUGCAGCCCGCACAGGGCACAUCUGCGUCCGUGUCAACAACCAUGAGCAUACGGAUCUUGAGGAGUAUCUUGGCAGCUAUGGGGCUGAAGCUGGCACAGGCCGGCUGACCUACAGAGAAGGCAUACUUGUGGAGGCCAUGCGCCAAGGUCACUGGAUCAUCUUGGAUGAGCUGAACCUGGCAUGCUCAGAAAUUCUGGAGGCUCUGAACCGGGUGCUGGAUGAUAACAGAGAGUUGUUUGUGCCUGAAACGCAAGAAGUGAUUCGUGCCCACCCACAUUUCAUGCUCUUUGCAACCCAGAAUCCACCUGGUCGCUAUGGUGGUAGAAAGGUGCUGUCACGUGCCUUUCGCAACCGGUUUCUUGAGCUGCACUUUGAGGAGCUGCCACCAGAGGAGCUGGAAGAAAUCCUAGAGAAGCGCUGCUCUUUGCCACGCUCACUCAGCGUCAAGAUGGUGUCUGUGAUGACAGAGCUUCAGCUGCGCCGUCGUGAGACAGGUGUCUUUGCUGGUCGCCAUGGUUACAUGACUCUCCGUGACCUGUUUCGUUGGGCUGAACGCUACCGCCGGACUCCUGACCCAGGUGGCUUCUUUGACUGGGACCAGUUUUUAGCCAAUGAAGGAUACGCUCUGUUGGCUGGACGAGUUCGCCGACCCCAGGAGGCACAGCUUGUGGCAGAGGUGCUCAGCAAGAAGUUCAAGCGUCAAGUGGACCCAGAAAAGCUGUUCUCUGGGGUGCCAUGCACAGUUGCUCCUAAGGGAUUUGAGCAUCUUGUGUGGACUGCUGACGCUCGACGCAUGGCGUACCUGCUGCAGAGAGCACUUCAGUUCGAUGAACCUGUCUUGCUGGUGGGAGACACCGGGUGCGGAAAAACGACAAUCUGUCAGCUGCUUGCCUUGCUGGGAGGCCAGAAGCUUCGUACUGUAAGCUGUCACCUACACUCAGAGGCAGGCGACCUGCUGGGAAGCUUGCGUCCAGGGAGGGACCCUGAGGGUCCCCUUUUCCAGUGGGUGGAUGGCCCCUUGGUAGAAGCAAUGCUCGGUGGUGAGCCCUUUUUGAUUGAUGAGAUCUCUCUUGCUGAAGAUGCUGUGCUGGAACGUUUGAACAGCCUGCUGGAGCCCGAGCGCACUCUGCUGCUACCCGACUGUGGGCGUGAGUUGGUGGCCAGUUCAGGGUUUCGUCUCCUGGCAACCAUGAACCCAGGAGGUGACUUUGGCAAACGUGAGCUGUCGCCAGCAUUGCGAAACCGCUUCACAGAAAUCUGGUGUCCUGGUGUGGCAUCAUCAGCCGACUUAGCUGCCAUUGCAGACCACAACCUGAGCCCCACAAUGUACCUUGGUGCCCUGACUCUGGGGACCGCUAUAGCAGAAUUUUUGGACUGGCUACGCUCUGACGACUUGGGGCGACGUUGUGUAGCCACAGCCCGUGACAUAUUGGCUUGGACAGAACUCGUCAAGCGCACAAUGGGCUGCCUAAGCCCUGCAGCGGCCUAUGUUCAUGGAGCUGUGAUGACUUUUCUUGAUGGCCUGGGAACAGGCACUACAAGCAGUGAAGAAAGUAGCGCAGUGGCUGUCUUGCGAAGGAAAGCCCUAACCUUCCUGGGCAGCCAGCUGAGGCAGCAAUUGUCUGUAAUUCCUGGCGAUGCUCAGGAGGCUCUCGACGAGGCCAAUGUGUCUGUAUCUCAAGACACCAGUGGCUUACAUGUGGGCCCUUUUCAUCUUUCUACAGGGCCCAUGGGAGCAUGCCCAUUGGCACGUGCCCACUACAGCCUACAUGCAGACACACCACGUGCCAAUGCACUGCGACUGGUGCGAGCUCUGCAGCUGGAGAAACCCGUUUUGCUCGAGGGCCCACCGGGAGUGGGCAAGACUAGCCUGGUAGCUGCUCUAGCGAGAGCCACGGGACACGAGCUUACCCGCAUCAACCUCUCUGAACAGACGGACAUUUCUGACUUGUUUGGUGCUGACCUCCCUGUGGAAAACCAAACAGUGGGGCAGUUUGCCUGGAGAGAUGGACCACUGCUGCGAGCCCUUCGAGAGGGUCACUGGGUCCUGCUAGAUGAAUUGAACCUGGCCUCUCAGAGCGUCCUUGAGGGACUCAACGCAUGCCUCGACCACCGGGGUGAAGUGUUUGUGCCUGAGCUGAACCGCUCUUUUACUGUGGGUCAUUCACGGUUCUUUGGCUGCCAAAACCCAUAUCGACAGGGUGGAGCACGGCGUGGCUUGCCUCGCUCCUUUCUCAAUCGCUUUGUGCAGUUGAGCCUGGAACCCUUGAGCAGAGGUGAUCUGCAAACCCUUGUGCGGUACUUGCACCCUGCACUGCCUGAAGACACCCUGGACAACAUGGUUCUUUUCAAUGAGAAGUUGGUUGAUGAGGUGCAAAACCAAAGGCUGUGGGCCGUCUCGGGAAGCCCAUGGGAGUUCAAUCUGCGUGACAUCUCCCGGUGGGCAUGCCUUAUGGAACGAGGCCCCUUGGAGCCAGGCUCUCAUGUUGGACUUGUCUAUGCAGCACGAAUGCGCACCCCUGAGGAUCGCAGCAGGGUGUUCAGCAUUUACAAAGAAGUGUUUGGUGAGGCAGCCCUGGAACGGCCACCUGAGGUGCACGUGACUCCGAAGUGGCUGAGCGUCGGCAGCGCCAUUUUGCCACGGAGAAGUCCUACACAGGAUUCCUCAUUGAGCUGCAGAGCCGUCGAAGAUCUGCGACUCCUCCACAUUCAGGCACCAGCCAUGGAGGGCUUGGCGAAGUGCCUGGAAAAUGGCCUCGCUGCAUUACUUGUGAGUCCGUCAGGAAGCGGGAAGACGACACUAGUGCGAAGCAUGGCCAGGCUUGCUGGUCGUCCCCUGGCUGUCUUGCCAAUCGGCACGUCUACCGAUGCGCUUGAACUGCUUGGUAGCUUCGAGCAGGUGGACCUGCUGAAGAAGCUCAAACACCUACUUUCAUCUGCGGACAGGCAGUUAGAUGAGCUCCUCAAACGGGCAUCUGAAGGGCUGAUGGAUGGUGGCAUAGAGGAACUGUUGAAGCUGCGGCAUCAGCUGAAUCAGAUUAUGCCAACUGACGUGGCACAACCUGAUGAUGUACUGAAGUGCCUAAAGCACCUUCGCCAUGUUCUUGGCACUGUACUUGAGUGUAGAGGCUGGAAGUCUACGUUGAGAGAGCUUGAGCAACUUGAAAAGGCCGCCACUCUACCUGGUGCUGUCAGUGGGUGCUUUGAGUGGCAAGACAGCGUGUUGGUGAAGAGCCUGCUACAGGGUCACUGGCUCAUGCUGAAGAAUGUCAACCUAUGUGCGGCGUCUGUGCUUGACCGACUAAAUGGCCUGCUGGAACCAGGUGGUGUGCUUCCUCUGACCGAGCAGGGUGUUGUUGGUGAAGCACUUCGUAUCAUCAAACCACAUCCAAACUUCAGGCUUAUUAUGACCAUGGAUCCGAAGAAUGGAGAGAUUUCAAGGGCAAUGAGGAACCGAGUUGUGGAGAUCUUUGUGCCAGGAGAGGAUAACAAUGGCUGUUUUGACCUGUGGGACGGCCACAGUAUCUUGGCUUCAGCGAGGCUAGCGCUUCCUCAGGCCAGUGGGCCAUUUCUUGAAUCUCACGCAGCACUGGCAAAAACAUCUGUGCACAGUAGCAAAGUCUCUUUGGCUACCCUGCGGAAAGCGGCAGCACUGUGUGUCCAACGAUUGGAGACUGGCUUGCUCCCUCAGGAUGCUGUGCUGUCCAGUUUGGCACAGACCUACCAGGCCACAUGGGACACAGAAGAGGCUCAGGCGGCCUGCAAGUCCCUGCUCAGCAUACCGUGGGACAGCCAUGGGUUUCCCUCAGAGCAGCAGCUGCUUCUCUCCUUGGUGGCAUCACAGCCCCUGUGGUGCCUUGAACGUCACAGCACUGUCGCUGAAAUUUGGAGAGACAGUUUACCAUUGUGUGCAGUUCUGGCAUCUGCCUCCGAUCUUCCAAGGGAGGUGCUGCCCUUGCCACUGCAGCUGCAGAUGGAACCUGAGAAAAUGGUGGACACAGCAUGCCUGCUGCUGUUGGAGCGAACAAGUCGCGGUGACUGGAGCCAGCGCUUGCAGUGGUUACAACAGCUGAGUGACGCCCUAGGGUCUCAGCAGCAACUGUGCAUAAUUGAGCAACAUGUGGAGCCAAUGCUGCGCACCCUAGCUGCCUUUGAGUCACCUACUGGACUUCUUUCAUCCAUCGCCACAGAUGCACCACUACUGCCAGAGGAUCUGCCUUUGGACAUUUGCCACUUUCCCGAUCUCUUGUCAAGGCUGGCACUUCAGCCAGUGCAGUCCUCACAGGCUGAAGCCAUGGGCAUGAGAGUUCAACUUGUGCUGCGGCAUGGUUGCCUGGAGGCAAGGCUUCCCUGUCUCACGGAGAGUGAGCCGCUUAAGGCCUUGCAUGUGCACUCAUUGCUGAAGCAAGUGCUUUCUUCUUUGAGGGCUUACCUGCUUCACUCAUCCUGCACAAGCAAAGAAUUCUACAGCAAGGCACGUCUGGUGCAGCAACAUCUUGAGCAUUUCUUGCUGUCAAGCACAAGCACGGAUGCUUCCACUAGAACCCGUGCUUCACGAGCUGCAAAGAUUGCACAGCACUGGAGCUGGCUAUGUAAGCAUCUGCUGCACUUGCUCUCUUUCGGAGAGGGAUCUGCGAGUGGCGAGGACCAUUCGGGAGAGACCACAGCCCUCUGCUACCAGGAGCUAGCCUCCAUCAUUGCCAGCAUGAAUGACACGCUCAGCACUGAGCUGUCACCAAUGCACAAGGUCAGGAAGCACAUAGUGAAGCUCCUUGGCCAGCCCUGCACGUUGAACAGUGAAGAAGCUGCCAGUGCGUUCGAAAGGGCAUCAGGACUCUCUCAAUGUGCAUGGGAUGCACUGUGUGGUCGAGAGGCUGUUGGAAAGCUUCCUGUGCCCCUGGGCCAAGCUUUGCCCGCUCUGGCAUUGUUAGAAACUUCUAUGCUAGAUCUCCUGCAAGGGCGCUUUGAACAAGGAGAAGUUGCCCUAGCCAAGUUGGAGUCUGCAUGUACCCCAAAUCAAGAGGAUGAUGCUCAAGAAGAUACUGCAGCAGUGGAGCCAGGCAACACAUUGGCUCCUGUUUCUGCACUCAGAUGUCUGCUACAGUUGGUUGAUGAGAAUGAAGCAUUUGAAGCACACCUGAGUGGCCACGACACUGCCUUCCCAGUGCUGGAAUUUCAGCACCCAUUACAUGCUGUGGCUGUGACUUUGGCUCUGAAGAACCGCUCACAGGGUGAAAUGACAACCUGGUGGGUUGAGCACCUCUGUGGUUUGUGGGAUGCACCACGGAUACUUGAAACAGCACUGGCUCACAGUUUGCCAGAUACCAGUAGAACAUUCCUGCAAGAUCAUCAUGUGUACUUGACGCCCAUUGUGACAACUUCCUGCUGCCUUAUAGCUGAGACGGCUGUGGCAUCUCAGCUUGCUCUAGGUGCUCGCAAGGACAAAUGCUCUGAGCUGCAGCUGCUUAGGACUCUACUGAGCCACUUGAAUGGCCCAAAGUCAUUCUGGCUUCAUCAUUCUGGUGCAUUGGCCAAGUGGUUUCCCAUGGUGGUCUCUGCGAUGCCUGGUGUCAAAGCAGCAGGUGGUGACCAGAAUCGGUGUGAAACCCUCAAGCUUCCUGAAUGCUUAAGGUCACUUGUUGAGAGCACAACCUUGAUGGUUCAUCAGCUGAGUGUGAACGAUGGCUCCUACAGCAGGGACUGGCUGUGGUCUUUAGGACUGACAUGGGCUCGUGUAGGCCUCUGUGCACUACAAAUGUUGGUUCCAUGGGACCCAGUUGAUCCACUGUACAAGGCGGCACUGAAGUUGGCACACACGCAACAAGAGCUGUCAUACCUGGAAGCAGAACGACAGCUCAGGGACUGGACCAUCAUGGCACAUUUGGGAAAGCAUGAGAAUCAGGUGACGCAUCCCGCACUGAAACUGGAGCAGUGCCGCCACCAGCAGCUAAAGAUGAAAAUGGAGGAGCUGGCCUCCAAGAAGGCCCACAGGGCACCUAACUCACAGUACGAAGACCUUGCCCAACAGAUGCGCCACUGUGCCUCCACACUGGCAAGUGUUGAACGAGUGGAGUCAGUGCUGGAGGGCCUGUGUGCUUCCUGGCGAGAUGCACGGGCUCCAACUGCUGAUGUCUGGCCAUGGCUGACAGCCCUUGAGACACUGUGCAGGCAACUUCGUCAGGAGCACUCGUCUUUUCGAGACCUGUGCUACCCCUUCCUGUCCGGAUUGGCUCAGCUGACACAUGGUGUUCGAAUGCUUGCCGUGCUGGUGACCUCCAAGUGCAACGUUUCAAAUGAGUGCUGGCACAUGCUAGAGCAGUCGCUGACCUUUCCAUCGGCCCUGCCGCCUCACCGCCUGUCUGCGCUGCUCUCAAGCCCACAGCUGAUGGAUCUUGUUACAAACAGGGGCCACCAGUUCCUCCUGCUUCGAUCUGCACUGCAGGAGUUGGUCACUGGCCAGAAGCAAGACCAUAGCAGGGCCGUCGAUUGGCUAAAGGCAGCACGUCCUGUUCUCUGGCAGCUGCUGACCUCAUGGCAACUCAACGAAGAAGAGGAGCGGGAAAAGAAGGAGCGAGAGCAGAGCCUCUUCCAGUAUCGCACCCACGCUGGUGAGGAGAGCCAGGAAGUGUUGGAUGAGCAGCAGUGCCAUGCUCUCUUUCCCAGCUACUCACAGGAGUUUGAAGACGACGAAGAUGGACCUUCGCAGCCUGAGAAGGCUUUGCCAGUGGCACAAGCAUUUGCCUUCAGUGGCAGUGAAGCACUGCAGGUGUGGCAAGCUCACUGCCUACUUGCCGACCCCAAAACAACAGAAGGGAAAGCUGACUGCCUGAGUGCUUUGAUGCUGCGCCAUGAGGCAUUGCGCAGCACUUUGCAGCAGCAUGGAGCUCACCUGGAUGCAACACUUGAUGUAGCUUUGCAAGGCUGCCACCUGGUCUCUUGUUGGUCAUUGGAAUUGAGCCUAGACACAGCUUCCCUAGAGCAGCAAGGCCUAGUGGAAGGUAAACCGGAGAAGAAAGGUCACCCCACUGGACGCCAGAUCGACCUGUACCAUGAUGCUGAUCUGCAAGAGACAUCUUUGUGUGAGGGCCCUUUGCGUCGCCUGGUGACAAGAAUCCAGGACCUUCUGGAGGAGUUCCCUGGACACCCAGGCCUUACUAAGUUGAAACAAGUGUGCAACCGUGUGCUGGACCUGCCUGUGUCAUCACCAGUCAUGAAAGUGCUUCAGGGACUGGAAAUACUGCUUGCAUUGGGACAGGACUGGGAAAAAGGGGCCCACCGGAAGAUUUCCAUUUCCCCUGAGCUGAAUGCACUGACCCACUUGGUGGUGCGGUGGCGCAAGAUGGAGUUGCACAACUGGUCCCAGUGUCUAGAUGGAGUGCUCAAGAAGGUCCAAGAGACAAGUGCUCGAUGGUGGUUCUUUCUUUACCAGCUUUUGGCAAACCUUGUGCAGGGAAAAGGCCAGCUGGAUGCAGAAACUCCUCGAAAGGUGAGGGAUGAGCUGGUGCGUUUCCUGGACACGAGCCGACUGGGGGAGUUUGAGUUUCGACUGCAGCUGCUACGGCCCUUCCUGCUUGAGGCACAGCAGUCAGGCUCUCUCUUGACAGGCCUGCUCUUCAACCUGUGGCACUUCUACAGCCAGUACCUCCCAUCCACUCGUGCUCGCAUAAAAGCAGAUAGGGAGCCCAUUGAGAAGAAGCUCAAGGAAUUUGUAAAGAUAGUUCGCUGGAAGGACAUCAGCUUCUGGGCCAUCAAGCAAGCUGUGGAGAAGUCUCACAGAGUGCUGGUUUCACACGUUCGAGAUUUUCAGCAAGUGCUUGACCAAGAUGCCCGCUGCGCAUUUGGGGGUUUGACCAAGGAAGCAGAGCUUGAAGAGCCAAGUUCCCUCUGCCUGAAGUUCAGACCUGGCCAUUUUCUGGGUCCCGUGCCAAAAAGAGAGGAUGGGCAACAUCGUUAUGCGUUCCGGAUGCGGCAGCUUCUAAACCGAGUGAUGCGCAACAUGGAGGCAGUUGAGCUGACACAAGAACUGGAUGACCUUGCUGCUGAAGUAGCUGCCACUGUGCAGGCAUUUGAGCAAGAAGAUGCCAUCUUGGCCAAGAUGGGUAGUGGGCAGUCGGAACCAGAAUCCAAACGUGAGGAUCGCAAGAAGCAGGUGCACUUGAUCCAGCAGCGCAAACGCAAGGCCCUGGCUGAUCUGCUCAAGACAUUGGCUAAUAUGGGUCUGUCUUACCGCAAGGGCCAGCUGUUUGGACCAACAGCACAUAGCAUGCUGGAGGCACCUGCACUUGAGCUAUCAGCGGCAGUAAAGAAGAGCCUGCCUUCGGUCGUGGAUGACUCCAUGGGUCAGAACUGUGCUGGUUGCCAUCGUUACUACUAUCGUUGCAUUGCAAGUGUUGCCGCCUUGGCUGCCAGCUGCCCUAGCAAGGAAUUUGACCCACAGAUCAUGGAAAGGUGCUGUGGAUUUGCGGGUCACUUGGCUACUCUGGCUGUGGAAGACCGCACUCGUUCCUGUGAUGCAAUUCACAAAAUGGAAAAGCUACAGCAUCUAGCAACUUCUCUUGAGGAAUCUUCAAAAGGACCACUUCUACAACAGACUUUCCUUGACCAAUGGAAGGAGAAGCUGGCUUCAGCGAUAUUCCAGAGCAGCUACCGGAUGGAACAAAUAUUGGUACUGCUCCAAGCCUGGCCAGAGCCUGCUGAAUCAGCUGAAAGCCCAAUUAAAGAAGCUGUAACCAGGCUUCAACCACAACUAGCCUUGAUUCAAAGAUGUGGACAGCAGCUGUCGCACCCUGCCUUCAGAGGUGUGCUUGGCCAUCCCAGCAUAGAGUUGCUUGGAGACGUGGCGAGUCACCUAGCAGCAGUUAGCCAGGAUGUUCAAGAGAUUGGCCACACUCUUCAUCCACCACUAGCCAGGAACUUACACGAGCUUGCCGAGCCUUUAGGAGCAGUCUCCAGGGAGUGGCAACAAGUGGAGCUCCCAGAACCUGAGCCGCACAAGAACUCGGCCACUGACAAGCUUGUUAGGAGGUUGCUCCUAGCAGUGCAGUCUUUGCACACAAUGCUUGGUGAACCAGGGAAGUCCAAGCCGGAACAGUCACUGCAAUACUUGAGAGAAGUCCUGCGACAGGCAUUUGACAAGCUUGACUUGGAGAGGGUGGAGCGCUGUGCACAUUGCCUGGUGCAACAGCUUGCAAAGCACGGCACCAGUGUCGAAGCCAGCCAGGCAAGUUCCAGAGUGGUUCCCCUACUGCGGCAGUAUUUGGGGGUGGCCCAUUACCUGGUGACCCUGCAGCUUGCAUACCAUAGAACUGAACUCAAGUUGCUGUAUGUGCUCACAUCCAUCUUUACUAGUCUAGCCCAGAAGGGCCUGUGCAUUCCUGAGGAGUGGCGUGAGGAGAUUGCACGAGAAGGAGCACCAGAGUUCCAGGAAAUUGAGGAUGGCGGGCUGGGAGAGGGUGAAGGUGCCAAAGAUGUCAGCGACCGAAUUGAGUCUGAAGACCAGCUGGAGGGCCUGCGCAAUGAACAGCAGAAAGAGGACACCGAGAAGUGCCCAAAGGAAGAAGAAAACGGAGUAGAGAUGUCCGAGGACUUUGAUGCUGCUGCUCAGGACCCUGAAGAACAGGAAAAUGACAACGAAAGGAGUGAUGAUGAUGAUAAGGAUGAUGAAGAGGAGCUUGAGGACCAGAUGGGGGAUGUUCAAGCUGACCAGAAUCUUGACCAAGAGUUGUGGGACAAAGAGGAGGAAGAUGAGCCUGAGGAGGCAGGUGACGAGAACGAAGAGAAAGGUGCUACGGGUGAGGCCUGCAAGCAGACGCCCGAACUUGGUGCCAAGGAUGAGUCUGCUGCACCACAGAAUGAGCAGCCACCACCCACUGGUUCUGAGGACGAUGGCCCCUGCGACACUGCUGAAGAACCGACACCAGACCCAAAUUCCACACAUCCCGAGGAAUCGAACUCAAUGGAUGUUCCUGAGGACAUUGAGAUUCCUGAGAACAUGGACCUGGGUUCUGAUGCGGAAGACAUCGCCAAUGAAGAUGAAGGAGUGCAUUCUCCAGAGUGCCCCAAUGAAGAGGAUGGCACUGCCUCAGAUGCAGAGGAAGCUACUGCCGAAGCACCCCUAGAGGAGGAGGAGCCUGGUGGUCCGGAUGAAGGACCACCCGAAGAGCAAGCCACUCCUCCCCUCGACAUGAAGGAUGACAAUGCAGCAGGUGAUGCAUCAACUGAAGCUGAUAAUGCUGGCACUGGGUCAAAUGCUGGCAAAGCAGAGCAGGGGUCAUCGCACGAAGAUGCUGAGGAGCAAGAAGGCACAUUAGAUCUCGGUGGGGAGACUAGAGGUCUGUCUGGAUCUGGCCCAAGCAAUGAGAGCCAGCCUGAAGAUGAGUCGGUGCCUUUCAAAACGUCAGAGAGGCGCACCACUGUAGAUCCAGAAGGUAUGAAACCCCGAAAGCUGCGAACCACUGAACAUGAGAGCACACAGCCGAAGGACAAGGAGAAAGCCGAGCUCUUCCAACAUGUCACCAGUGAGGAGGCGCACGAUGAAGUUGCACUUGAUACGGCCACACCAGAGCAAGCACAGACCGCGAUGGAGAGUGCAGAGGAGGAAAGAAUGCCCGAUCAACUAGUGGAGCAAGACCAAGAGGAAGCUAUGGAGGAAGAACACGAUCAUUCAGAAAAACCUCCAGCCGUACACAGAAAAGCAGCUGCUACAGAGGAGGCAGAAACAAAGGAGAAACCAGGCACCGUUGUGGAGACUGCAUUUGUGGAACGUGGCCCUGAACCAAGCUUUCACACAAAUGUGGAUCUUGUGGCAGGAGUGGAAAUGGAUGAAGAAGCUUACUUGCCCACCGAAUGGGAAGUGGCCACCAUCCAACCGGGGUCAGAGACGUGGGCAGCCUGGGAGAAGGCAGAGCGCGAUGUUGCUCCACUGGUGCAGGAACUCUGUGAACAGCUGCGGCUUGUGUUAGAGCCAACCAAGGCCUCGCGGCUUCGAGGAGACUUCAGGUCUGGCAAGCGGCUCAGCAUGCGACGUGUGAUUGCAUAUUUGGCAAGCCAGCUGCGCAAAGAUAAGAUUUGGCUACGGAGAGUGCAGCCUUCACAGAGGCAGUACCGUGUGAUGCUAGCCAUCGAUGACUCACUCAGCAUGGGCCCCAGUGGGCCCCUUGCUUUGCAGUCAUUGGCGCUGCUGGCCCAGGCACUCAGUUUUCUGGAGGCAGGCGAACUGGGUGUUGUGAGCUUCGGUGAGGAGGUGCGAAUACUGCAUUCGUUGGGCCAGCCAUGGACACGGGAGUCAGGGGCCAACGUGGCUGGCUUGUUGAACUUCCAGCAGACACGUACACGUGUGGCCCCUCUUCUGAAGGCAGCAACAGAGCUUUUGCCCCCAGGCCCAGACACUGCUCGAUUACUGCUCAUCAUUUCAGAUGGCCGAGGCAUCUGCAGCGAAGGGGAUGUGGCAAGUGCAGUGUGCAGGGCUCAUUCACAAGGACUUCUUAUGGUGUUUGUUGUGUUGGACAGCCUGGGUGGCAAGGACUCCAUCCUUGAAAUCCGGCAACCAGAGUUCGGGCCUUCGGGACAGGUCAAGCUCCGCAGCUACAUGGAACGCUUCCCAUUCCCCUUUUACAUUCUCCUCCGGGACCUUGCCUCAAUGCCAGCUGUCCUGGGCGAGGCACUGCGCCAGUGGCUCGAACUGGUCUUGCAAGCCUAGAGAGACAUAUUCUGUGUGAAUAAACUCGCCAUGUGCCAUUCCA
Molecule: messenger RNA, 14931 nt
Organism: Rhipicephalus sanguineus (brown dog tick)
Lineage: Eukaryota; Metazoa; Arthropoda; Arachnida; Ixodida; Ixodidae
Product: midasin
Exons: 74
Coding region: 102-14888 (4928 amino acids)
Biological process (GO): rRNA processing; ribosomal large subunit assembly
Cellular component (GO): preribosome, large subunit precursor; nucleus
Molecular function (GO): ATP hydrolysis activity; ATP binding
Source: RefSeq, a predicted model, not a curated record